Emiliania huxleyi CCMP1516 is the source of this 1671-nucleotide messenger RNA. RefSeq lists its product as hypothetical. Lineage: Eukaryota; Haptophyta; Isochrysidales; Noelaerhabdaceae. The transcript has 2 exons. The record is from RefSeq and is a predicted model, not a curated record. Bases 1 to 1671 code for a protein of 556 amino acids. Gene Ontology annotation, molecular function: DNA binding; DNA-binding transcription factor activity. Gene Ontology annotation, biological process: regulation of DNA-templated transcription.
AUGAGCCGCUGCCAACUGUGCGCUGCUAAGACUCCGCCGCGGUCUCGAGAUCUCGUGCCUCUUGACCCCGCGCUAGGCGGUCUUCUGCCGGAGUCGUUGCAGCCCUACGCCGACGAGAGGUGGCAAACGCUCACCGGCGGACCGUGCGUGCCUACGGGCCUGAUCCACCUCGCAAAGUGCAAGAGGAGGGUGCUUAACGCGCAGGCCAAGGAGGCAGCACCAGAGGCGGAGGGCUUGCGACUGCACCUCUCGCACACCAGUAGCACCGGGUACAGAGGAGUGUGGCGGCUCGCCUCUGGCCGAUUUGUGGCGCACCGGGACCGUGCGCACCGGAGGACGAUGCGCCCGGCGGACGGAAAGAAGGCGUCCAUCGGCUACUUCGACACGGCAGUGGAGGCGGCGGUGGCGUAUGCGCGGGCGGUCGGCGAGGCGGCGGCGGCGGCGGGCGAGGCGUCCGACUCGGACGAGCGCGAGCCAGGCGGCGAAGCUGCGGCUGCCGAGAGCAGCGACGCGGGCGAGCCAGCCGAGCGCCAAGCGGCGGAGGUGGUGGCAGAGGCGGAGGGCUUGCGCUUGCACCUCUCCAGCAACAACAGCACCGGCUACAAGCGCGUGUCCAAGCAGGCCUCGGGCCGCUUCAAGGCGCAGCGCCAGGGGUAUGUCACUAUCGGCACCUUCGACACGGCGGUGGAGGCGGCGGUGGCGUACGCGAAGGCGGCCGGCGAGUACCAGCCUCCUGCUCAACCUCCUCCGAUAGUGGCGACAGAGGCGGAGGGCUUGCGUCUGCACCUCUCGAGCAGAUGCAGCACCGGCUACUUAGGCGUGUUCGAGCACCGCUCCUCUGGCCGCUUCGAGGCGCGGCGCAGUGUGGACGGAAGGCAGGUCACCAUCGGCUACUUCGGCUCGGCGGUGGCGGCGGCGGUGGCGUACGCGCGGGCGGUUGGUGAGGCGGCGGCGGCGACGGCAGGAGAGGCAGGGCCGUCGGCAGCGGCGGCAGGCGAGGCGUCCGACUCGGGCGAGGGCGAGCCAGGCGGCGCUGGCGGCGAGGCUGCAGCCGGCGAGAGCAGCAGCGAAGAGGAGGAGGAGGCUGCCUCGACGCCCCUCCGAGCUCCGAGCUGCAAGACGCUUGGCUGCAACCUCCGCCUCUGGCACGAGGGGCCUUGCAGCACCGCCGUCACAGGCAAGCGGGCGCGAAUUCUCACCGACAAGGCGCGGGAGGCGAAGCGAGGCAAGGGCGGCGGCGGGCGGCGCGGCGGCGGCGGAGGCGGCAGCAGCAGCGUGCUGCUAUCACCCUCGAGCGACGGCGCGCCUUCGCCGCCCGACGCAGAGGCGCUGAGCGAUAGCGACGAGGUGGAGGAGGUGGCGCCGCCGCGCCUGCUGCCCGAGCAUUUGCCGCACCAGCGGGCGCUCUGCCCACUCCAUCCCUUCCAUGCGGCCGAGAGGCCGGUCGCGGCGCCAAUCGAUGGCAACGAGGCGGUUUGCCCCAACUGCUAUUGCUUCGCGUGCGACGCGCCCGUGUCCGCGUGCCGCCACUGGCGGGGCGGCGAGCCUAGGGUGCCGGCGCACUGCAACGCGCACGCCGACAGCGCCGAGUGGCGCACGCAUCGCUCCAACGCCAAGCGGCAGCGCACGCGGGCGGCGCGGGCGGCGACGGACCCGCUCGGGCUGGGCUGA